UGCGCGCCGGCCGCGCGGCCCAGCCUGACCUCCAUCUCGUCGGGGGAGCUGCGCAGCCUGUGGACGUGCGACUGCGAGCUGGCCCUGCUGCCGCUGGCACAGCUGCUGCGCCUGCAGCCCGGCGCCUUCCAGCUGCGCGGCGACCAGCUCGUGGUGCCCGGCCCCGGGGGCCCCGCGGCGGCGCGCGGCGGCUUCAACGUCUUCGGCGACGGCCGCCUGCGCCUCGACGGGCAGCUCUACCGCCUCAGCAGCUACAUCAAGAGAUAUGUGGAACUGACCAACUACUGCGAUUAUAAAGACUACAGGGAAACUAUACUGAGCAAACCAAUGCUCUUCUUUGUUAACGUACAGACCAAAAAAGACACCUCGAGAGAAAGAACAUAUGCAUUUCUUGUGAACACAAGGCACCCCAAAAUAAGAAGACAGAUAGAGCAAGGGAUGGACAUGAUCAUCUCCUCCGUGAUUGGGGAAAGCUACCGGCUUCAGUUUGAUUUUCAAGAGGCAGUAAAAAACUUUUUCCCGCCAGGAAAUGAGAUGGUUAAUGGAGAAAAUUUGAGCUUUGCGUAUGAAUUCAAAGCUGAUGCAUUAUUUGAUUUCUUCUAUUGGUUUGGGCUCAGCAAUUCUACUGUAAAGGUGAAAGGAAAAGUUCUGAAUUUGUCAAGUACAAGUCCAGAAAAGAAGGAGACAAUUAAAUUAUUCCUGGAAAAAAUGAGUGAGCCUUUAAUCCGAAGGAGCAGUUUCUCUGACCGAAAAUUCAGUGUAACUUCUAGAGGUUCAAUAGAUGAAGUUUUCAACUGCAGUCUGUCACCCAGAUCAUCUCUGACGGAGGCUCUUUUGGCAGAAUUGCCAGUUGCAAGUGUCCUGGAAUCUGAAGAGACACCUAACCAAUUUAUGUGAUGGGCUUGAACAUUCUGUGGUCACUGCUACCUGCCAGGCAUGUGAGGACAGGAGGCUGAGGGGACGUGAGACGCGGUGGGAGGCAGGCACUUCAACCUGUCGGUCAACCCCUCUACUCCCACAGAAGGUUCCUGUCUUCCAUUUCCUGGGUGAUGCCCCGGCAGGCCUGAUGCAGCUGGCUUCAGGAAGGGAGGGCUUUGCUCCGAUGGCCUGGAGGGGUAGCCUUUCUUUUUAACAUUCCUCCAAAGAGGCAGAGGGAACAGCAGAGUCCUGCCUCCCUGAAUGCUUUGCUUAGUAUCCUGGCAUCCAGGAAAGCUCCCUUUGAGGGACCAGUCUGACUUGGGUGUUGACUCUCAGUACCAUGUCAAUCACUGGCCCUCUGCUUGGGACCUCCUUGUCUGAACCCAAACCCGUAAAGCAGGUGGUUAGCAGUGCUAUUUUCUUGUGAACAUGGCUGGACAAAAAAUCCUAGAACAUCUUUCACUGAAAGAUAUGUUUCAUUCUUAGGAGAAACAUUCUAGGUAAGGAGAGUGGAGGAUUGGCCAGGUUGAGAGGACAGUAACCUUGCCACCCACUGCCUGAAAUUUGAGCUCUCUUGCUGUCUUUCUCUCAUCAGAGUGGCCUGCAGAGUAAAAGGCCAGAUGAUGUGGUACCAGUGACAGAGGAAGGAUAAUGUACAUGGCAGUGUCCUCUACUGGAAGCGCAUUAUGUCAGUUGGGUAUUUUAAAUAAGCUUUUAGCAAUCUUAACACUAAAAGCAAAAUAUAAGAAAGCUAUAACAUUACCACAAUACAUUGUUACAUCAAUACAUUUUUCAUCUCAUAGGUACAAUGGAGUUCUUCAAAAAGGAAAAAAAUCCUGUUUACAUAUAAAAACUUGCAUGAACAAAUCACUACAUAUCCUUAUAAUGAGGAAGAUUUAUGGGUCCGAGUAUAAUUUUCCUAUCUUUUCUAAACAACUUCCUGUAUUAUACAUUUUGAUAGCACUACUGAUUGUCCCUUCAUUUAUAUUGAUAUGUUGGGUAUUGUAUUUGUGCAAUUAAAACUUUUCUUAGCAUUCAA
Molecule: messenger RNA, 1957 nt
Organism: Nyctereutes procyonoides (raccoon dog)
Lineage: Eukaryota; Metazoa; Chordata; Mammalia; Carnivora; Canidae
Gene: MEDAG
Product: mesenteric estrogen dependent adipogenesis
Exons: 5
Cellular component (GO): cytoplasm
Source: RefSeq, a predicted model, not a curated record